Molecule: messenger RNA, 1000 nt
Organism: Serinus canaria (Common canary)
Lineage: Eukaryota; Metazoa; Chordata; Aves; Passeriformes; Fringillidae
Product: IQ motif and SEC7 domain-containing protein 2-like
Exons: 7
Biological process (GO): actin cytoskeleton organization; regulation of ARF protein signal transduction
Molecular function (GO): guanyl-nucleotide exchange factor activity
Source: RefSeq, a predicted model, not a curated record
CUGGCGCGGGGUCCCGGCAGCUGCGUGGUGGACGAGAUGGAUUUCUCCGGGAUGGAGCUGGACGAGGCCCUGCGGAAGUUCCAGUCGCACAUCCGGGUGCAGGGGGAGGCGCAGAAGGUCGAGCGCUUGAUCGAGGCCUUCAGCCAGCGCUACUGCGUGUGUAACGCGGCCCUGCUGCGCCAGUUCCGCAACCCGGACACCAUCUUCAUCCUGGCCUUCGCCAUCAUCCUCCUCAACACCGACAUGUACAGCCCCAGCGUCAAGGCCGAGCGCAAGAUGAAGCUCGAGGACUUCAUCAAGAACCUGCGAGGGGUGGACAAUGGCGAGGACAUCCCCCGGGACAUGCUGGUGGGCAUCUACCAGCGCAUCCAGAGCCGCGAGCUGCGCACCAACGACGACCACGUGUCCCAGGUCCAGGCUGUGGAGCGCAUGAUCGUCGGCAAGAAACCGGUGCUGUCCCUGCCCCACCGCCGCCUGGUCUGCUGCUGCCAACUCUACGAGGUGCCCGACCCCAACCGGCCCCAGCGCCUGGGGCUGCACCAGCGCGAGGUUUUCCUCUUCAACGACCUGCUGGUGGUGACGAAGAUCUUCCAGAAGAAGAAGAUCCUGGUGACCUACAGCUUCCGGCAGAGCUUCCCGCUGGUGGAGAUGCACAUGCAGCUCUUCCAGAACGCCUAUUACCAGUUUGGGAUCAAGCUGCUGUCGGCGGCGCCGGGGGGCGAGCGCAAGGUGCUGAUCGUGUUCAACGCCCCGAGCCCCCAGGACCGGCUGCGCUUCGCCAGCGACCUGCGCGAGUCCGUGGCCGAGGUGCAGGAGAUGGAGAAGUACCGGGUGGAGGCGGAGCUGGAGAAGCAGAAGGGCGUGGCGGGGCCGCGGGGCGCGGGGCCCCCCCGCGAGGCGCUGAACGGGCUCAGCCGCAGCUCCCUGGAGGAGGCGUUCGGGGCCGAGGGGCUCAAACGGAGCGCGCUGAGCAGCUCCCUGCGAGACCUGUCCGACAGCG